UUAGCACGUAGUUCGACUGGAGGUAGUGGCUGAGAGAGUUAGUAUGCGAGAACAAUUUGAAUAAAUGGAGUCUUUUAAAAGGAAAUUAUAUCAGCGCUUCCUGUUUUUUGCGUUUUUUCUUCCAAUCUCAGGUGUUUUGUGUUUUAGUGAGUUAUUUUUUAUCAAAGAGCCCCACGAUGUUACUGUCAUGCGGAAGGAUGCCGUUAUAUUGGACUGUCAGGCGCACGGAGAGUCGCCUAUUGCCAUCAGGUGGCUUAAAAAUGGAGUAAAAGUUGCAGAGAAUGACCGCGUCUACAUUCUCUCCAAUGGCUCACUUUCUAUUUCGGAGGUGGAGAGCAGGAGAGGAGACAAAUCAGAUGAAGGGUUUUACCAGUGCCUUGCUCAGAACAAGUAUGGAGCCAUCCUGAGCCAGAAAGUCUGUCUUACAAUUGCAAGUAUCUCCCCCUUUACAAAUCAGCCAACAUCCAUUGUGGUGACAGAAGGAUCAGUCGCCCGUUUCACCUGCAAAGUCACUGCAAGCCCUCCUCCCAUCAUCACCUGGGAGUUCAAUCGGGUCAUGUUACCCCUGGCAACUAAAAGAAUCACCAUUUUGCCCAGUGGCGUUUUGCAGAUUUACGGGGUGGAAAAAGGGGAUGCUGGGAACUAUCGUUGUGUGGCGACCAACAUCGCCAACCGUCGCCGGAGUACAGAGGCAACCCUCACUGUCACUCCAGCUCCAAGCCCCAAACUGCCUCAGAGGCCUCGUAUCAUUGCCGGGCCCCAGAAUGCCACUGUGUCCCUGCACCAAAGUGCCAUCCUGGAAUGCAUGGCUACAGGGAACCCCCAACCCCUCAUAUCCUGGAGCCGAGCCGACAGCAAGUCCAUCGAUGUUUUCAACACCAAGGUGCUGGGCAAUGGCAACCUCAUCAUCUCUGACAUCAAACCCCAACACGGAGGAGUGUACAUGUGCAGAGCCACUACCCCUGGCACACGCAACUAUACCAUCGCCACAGCCAACAUCACUGUGCUAGCGCCUCCGUCCUUGGUGGAGUGGCCGGAGAGCCUGACCCGUCCGCGUGCGGGCACGGCCCGCUUUGUGUGCCAGGCUGAGGGUGUUCCCCUGCCCCACAUCACUUGGCUGAAGAACGGAGAGAAGGUCCACUCCAACGGACGCAUCAAGAUGUACAACAGUAAACUGGUGAUCAACCAGAUCAUCCCUGAGGAUGAUGCCAUCUACCAGUGCCAGGUAGAGAAUGAGCAGGGCUCUGUGCUGUCCAUGGCCCGGCUCAUAGUGGUGAUGUCAGAGGACCGGCCCAGCGCGCCCAGGAACAUCCGGGCUGACACUGUAUCCAGCUCCGCCAUCUUGCUGGCCUGGGAGAGACCACUGUACAACUCAGACAAAGUGAUCGCCUACUCUGUGCACUACAUGAAGGCUGAAGGCUUGAACAACGAGGAAUAUCAGGUUGUCAUUGGCAACGACACAACCCGGUACAUUAUUGAUGACCUGGAGUCAGUGCGGAACUACACCUUCUACAUCGUGGCCUACAUGCCCAUGGGAGCCAGCCGCAUGUCAGACCAUGUGUUCCAGCACACCCUGGAGGAUGUGCCCCUGCGUGCUCCAGAGCUCAGCCUCACCAGCCGCAGCCCCACAGACAUCCAGGUGUUCUGGCAGCCCCUUGCAGCCAAGCUAAGCCGCGGCCGGGUGUCGGCCUACCGCUUGUACUAUCGUACCAGCGCUGACCAGGCCGUCACCCAGCUGGAGCUUCCUGGGGAGAUGACCCAGUAUCUCCUGGAGGGCCUGCAGCCCGACACCAUCUACCUCCUCCGCAUCGCUGCAGCCACUAGCGUGGGCUGGGGGGAACAGUCAGCCUGGACCUCCCACCGCACCCCUAAGGCGUCCAGCGCCAAAGUGCCUCUGGCCCCUGAGCUACAGUUGGAGCCUCUGAACUGCACCACCAUCAUAGUGCGCUGGCAGCUGGCACCAGGAAACUCUGUCAGCGUCCAGGGCUACAGGCUGUUCUACCACGAGGAGAGCCAGGCUGAGAGUUCCCCCAUCCAGCUGCGUGUCCAGGACAACAGGCACACCAUUGGAGGCCUGGACCCAAGAAAGAAGUACCAUGUGAAGCUCCUGGCGUUCAGUUUCAUAGGAGAUGGCUACCAGGCAGACCAGACUAUCAGCACCCCUGGAUGUGUCUCGGUUCGUGAUCGUAUGGUGCCCCCUCCGCCACCCCCUCACCACGUGUAUGCCAAGGCCAACAGCUCGUCUGCCGUAUUCCUCCACUGGGGGCGUCCAGCCUUCACCUCCAGCCAGAUCGUCAACUACACCAUCCGCUGUAACCCUGUGGGCCUUCAGAACGCCUCCCUGGUACUCUACCUGCAGACUGCUAAGAAGAAUAUCCUGGUCCCGGACUUAGAGCCCAACACCAGGUAUGAGUUUGCUGUCCGCCUGCACCUUGACCAACUGUCCAGCCCCUGGAGCCCUGUGGUCUACCAGAGCACUCUGCCUGAAGCACCUACUCUGCCACCGUCAGGUGUGAAAGUGACUCUGAUCGAGGACGACACAGCGCUGGUGUCAUGGAAACUUCCAGAUGAGCCCAACUUGGCGGUGACACGUUAUACCAUCCUCUACGCUUCCAGGAAGGCCUGGGUAGCUGGAGAGUGGAAGGUGCUGCAGAGGGAAGGGAGCAUCACCAUGGCUCUACUGGAGAACCUACAGCCGGGGAACAUCUACCUGGUCAAGGUGUCCGCGUCCAACGAUAUGGGAGACGGGCCGUUUUCACACAUCGUGGAACUGGCCGUGCAGAAUGAUGGCUCCACCUCCGGUCACAACCCCAGGCGCUCCCAUGGCUCAGCUACAGUGUUCUCUAGUGGCUUCUACCACCUGGACCAGAAGUCGAUGACAGGGAUCAUCGUGGGGGUUUGCAUUGCACUGAUCUGCAUCAUCAUCUGUGCCUUCAUCCUCGUCUGCAGAGCCAAAAACAGGAAAUCGUCAGCUACUAAAGCCAUCAGGCAGGAGGCUGGUCAGGUCCCCUCUGCUUCAAUCCACCCGGGCUCUGAGGGCCAGGCUGAGAAUGCUGAUGUUAUGGUGCCAAUGAUGAGAGCAGACCACUUCAUUGAUGCCAAGGGUGGAACAAAUCUGAUCAUCAAUAGCCUCGGACCAGUUUAUCCAAUCACUGAGAAGAGAAAUAAGUGGUUUUCCUUCAGUAAUCAGAAAAUAAUUAAUGCUAAGAAAAGCCAGAUCCAGAGGAAGAGCCAUGGAAUCUGCUCGUACCAGCCAGGAGCAACAGUGCUGUGCUACGAGGAUGAGUCUCUGUCGUCACCCAACCAGCCCACCUCCCUGCAGGUCCUGUUUGGCCCACCUUUUGACACAGAGGGCUCCUCCAACAGCGAGGGCAGCCACGAGACAGGCGACUCGGGCCGUUACUCUCACGACGAGACAGAGAUGACCAACCUGUCCUCGGGUCCCGGCAGCCGCCCUGCGUCUCUGAGAGAGGAGAGCGGGGGGUCAUUCUGCAGUCCUGCCCAGGAGAGUGAGGGGGAGCUGGGGGAGCAGUCUCACCUCAACCUGGAGAUUGGAGACUCCAUGGAGAAAACGUGCAACCAUCACCACUAUCAGGCCCCAGACAAUUCCCAGCCUGCAUUUUCUCUCUAGCAGUCUGUGUGACCUCCCAUCAAUCCCCCAACACUAAACUCACUCCACUGUUUUAAAAGACAAUGAGCAGAAAUCCAAAUAUCCAGGUCUUUGGAAAAACUGGGCUCUGGUUUGGGUUCUGGUGAUUUCUAUCAAAGAAUCUUCUAGUGAAUGUGUACUCAUUUUAUUUUGAUUCAUUGUUUGUGUGUAUGUGUUUGAAAGAAAAAUCUCACCCACCAUGAAUGUUUCAAGAGAUCGUCAAAAUUAUGAAAUGUGACUUACAUUUCUGACAUUAUUUAAGAGUUUUACACUGGAGCAAAGUGUAGAGUGAGCCCUUCUUUUGCUGAUGAUCUACCUCAGUUUACCUCUUGGUAAACUCCAACUAUAUACAGUAUUUAAUAAUAACGACUUAUACCUGAACUAUGUAAGGGGUCUCUUCCUUUAUGGAACAACUGAUACUUCCUGAUGGCAAUAAUUCGUUUUUGCUAGGUAAGAUUUGUCCCGUAUUCAUUUUCCUCCUUGUUUAUAAUGAAGUACGGGAUUGUAAGGGUACUACAGAUCUCAAUUAAAGCUUUGUUAUUUUCUUCUUUAUCACAGGUUAUUUGGACUAUUUCUCAGGUUACUUUACAAUAAGCUUUGAGUGUUCGGCUAUGGUAGAUUAAGGGCCAGUACAAUUUACUACAUAAGUUGCUGAAAUUCAAUAAUAAGCCAGUAUGACACAAUGUACUUUUCAGGUUAUCCAUAGUAAUAAUGGUUAAGACAUUUUUUUCUUUCUUUUUUUUUCAAUGUGUAGUUGCCCUUGCAAUUCCUGUUUUAUACUACCUCUUUUUAAGCAUUAUUUUGUUGUGUUAUUAUUUUCCUAAACUCAGGGAACAAGGUUUAGUACAUUUGAAAAGCCAUGUGUAAUGUUCCAUGGUUGACUGACAGGGUAUCUUCUUAGUCCUGAACUGCUCAUUGUAGAGGGUAGUUGCUAUAGAUCUGUAUUGAAUGUAUCUCUAGAACAUUGUCAGUUACGGUUCAGAGCCUUGUGAUGCCCCACUCACAGGUGGAAAAACUUUAGUUUGAAUUCAGUUGGAAUAAUGUGUCUGUGGUAUGGCAAGCUAUCUUUUUGGUUAUUUUGGGAAAGAACAUAACAAAAAUGCUUGUGUCGACGCGUUUCAACACAGCAGACCUUAAAAACUUUAUAAAUGGCCUUAAUGGGGAAAGAGACCCUCAGAUGUCGGAGACAAACAGAAAGGAUCAUAUACCAAAGUCCGAUCCAUCUGAGGUCCAACUCUUUGACACAUGGGGAUGGGAGAAGUGUGAAGAAUGAUUGUUGAAAACCAAAAGCGUUAAAUCAGUGCGAUGGAAGUGAAUGGAAUGAACACCAAAAAAACAUUUUAUCUCUAAAGAUAUCUAUAUUUUUGUCGACAUUUAUGUACUACUGAGUACAGAUUCGAGUUACUUUUGUUCUUUAAGUAGUUGAUACUUCACCAUAGAGUAGAAAAAUAAGUUUAGCACUUGUCAGAUUAGUUUGAUUUGUUGAUCACAGCCAAUGUGCAGCGGUGACUGAUGCUAUCAUCCAAAGUAAUUGUUUGCUCCCUCCAUUUGCUUUUGAUCUCUCAGCGGGUCCCUGGGAAAAUUACAAUGAGGUUUUUCUCAUGUAUUAGACCAAAAAUCUAACGCAGAUCAGCUGAGAUGCUGCUUCUAAGACAAAGCUUUGCACAUGUGUGCCCCCGUUCUGUGACCAACUGAGUUGAGAUGCGGGUCCUCUCUCAGAAAGUGCCCCCAGGAUUUUGGGCCCUUGAUAAUGGUUAAAAUGACAAUUAUAAUCAAUGUCAUGCACACUAACCAAAUCACCCUAUUAUUGGUUUUCUUUAGAGCUUUACUGUUGCAACUAGAUGUGUACAUUGUAGGGGGAAAUUCUAUUCCGGAGCUAUAUACAGUAUAUUAUAUUGAUUCUCAUCCUACAUUGCAACAGUAUUUUCAAUCAACGGAUUUCUAACUAAUAGGAUGACAGUUUGCAUGAAGUGUGACACAAUCAGUUUUACUUUCUUUUGAAUGGCAAACAAUGUAUACCAAAGAAUUCAGUUCACUGUUGCGCAUUAGCAAGAGAUCCAUUUAGACAUAUAUCUCUGCAUGAUAUUUUCUCAUUUUAUUUGGUUCCAAAAGCUUUAUCCCCAUUUAGGUUUUGAUUACUACUUAAUAAAUGGGUGUCUAUUAGACCACAAACCAAGAUGAAAGUUGUACACAAUUUGUGCUUUUAAACAUGCAUUGUUAUUUUUUAUUUUACCGUUAUUUUACCGUUAUUUUACCAGGUAAGUUGACUGAGAACACGUUCUCAUUUGCAGCAACGACCUGGGGAAUAGUUACAGGGGAGAGGAGGGGGAUGAAUGAGCCAAUUGCUUCAAUUUGUCAUUGAAGCAAAAAAUAGACUGAUUUUUCUACAUUCUUUUUUACUUUUUCUCACUGGAAGAGAAAUAUAUAUUAUUGUUAUUUCAAUGGGGUUUCAUAUACCCCAGUUUUGAGAAAGUACCAACUGAAUUUAGUUUUUUCCUAGAUGCCUAAAAUGUAUUAAUCUUUGAUACGAAUGUGAAUACUUCUUUAAACUGUUGUAGAUGAUCAUUAGUCUGAAAAGCUGUGUUAAUAAAAUGUCAAGUUCAUAUUGUAUAUGGAAUAUUUUAGUUGUUUUUGCUUUUUAUUUACUUGUGUAGUCCUCUGCAUUGUUAUAAUGCCCGGUGACUGCAAUCCAACUCUGAUAACAACUAAAAGCUGGAAUAGACAAGUUAUUAUUGAGCAGUUGCAGUAACAGUAUUGUUUUUGUCUUUUCAAUUGUGAUAAAGAGUAACCAUAGGGUUCUCAUUCUUAUAUAUGUUUUCAGAAUCAGAAUGUUGAUUAGGGUUCUGCAUUCUCGUAUUGGUUGUGAAUGUCCAAUAAGUGAUAUACCGUCUUCUACCUCAGGUUCCUCUUCCAGCUUUUGAUAGAGAUGUGUUGGAUGCUAUAGUCAGAGGGGGUCAGUGUUAUGCAAGAGAUGGAAGAACGAGUGAUGCAGAUCCAGUCCUGUGUCUCUUUAAUUUCAAAAGUUGUGUUCUCUUUUUUUCCUGAACAUGUGAAUAUAAAGGGAUGAAGUGGAGGACUUGGUGUGAAUCAUAAUUCUCUGGUGCUCUGAGUCCCCUUUUCUUCUGCAGUCACGUUUUUCUGUAAAGGCUGUGCUGCUGGCUUUAGCUACAGUGGUGGAGUGCUGUGGGUCAUUUACAGUUAAACUCAGGGGAACCCACAGCUGCUCCACAGUUGUAGUGAGAGUAGCUUUGGGACACAACAUUGGGAGUCUAUGUAACCAAUACACACUCUCGUUGUUGUGUUUCAAAAUUAUAGUGAGAGGCACAGGCCUUGAAAUCGAAUGUACUUUUUGUCAUUAUUUUGUGUUAAUGUUCUGUUUUUCUGUUUGCUCUUUGAUCACAACACCAACAGCUUUUCUUCAAGCUAUUCAAGCCAGCCUUGGUCCUUACUACAACUUUCUUCAUUACAAAAAUGUUAUAGCCUACUUGUCCAAUUAAAGUUUAAAAUAAUUUAAACAAUAAAUAAUUCUGAGAAUGUUUAUUUUUAUUUAAACUCAAUCAGUCAAUGUGAACUUCCUUGCACGUAUUGGUACG
Messenger RNA from Salvelinus fontinalis (brook trout), 7242 nucleotides. Its product is annotated as protogenin A-like. Gene Ontology annotation, cellular component: plasma membrane; axon. Gene Ontology annotation, biological process: cell-cell adhesion; axon guidance. Lineage: Eukaryota; Metazoa; Chordata; Actinopteri; Salmoniformes; Salmonidae. Bases 65 to 3631 code for a protein of 1188 amino acids. Gene Ontology annotation, molecular function: protein binding. The record is from RefSeq and is a predicted model, not a curated record. The transcript has 19 exons.